This is a messenger RNA of Bactrocera neohumeralis, 652 nucleotides long. RefSeq lists its product as uncharacterized. Bases 4 to 633 code for a protein of 209 amino acids. The transcript has 4 exons. Lineage: Eukaryota; Metazoa; Arthropoda; Insecta; Diptera; Tephritidae. The record is from RefSeq and is a predicted model, not a curated record.
AACAUGCUCUUUAUAAGACGCCGAGAACUACCGAUUUAUCUAUUAAUAAUUUGUUUAUCCACACUUUGUGUGAAACGCGUCACAGAAGCUCUCAUAGCAUUUCCGCGAGGAGGCUCUCAAGGCUACCUGGCAGCGUUGGCUAUGCCGAUCGAUCUGCCGAAUCGUAACGUGUACAUGGCUUUCAAUUUUGAAGCUAAUUAUGGAUUUCCACCAAAUGACUCCUAUUACUAUUGGGUGGAUCGGUGGAACUUGGAUAAGGAGGAUGUGGGCGUUGGAAAUAAUGUGACGAAUAUUAACCAACGUCGACUUCGAAGCAUCGGCCAAAUCUACACACGCAACGCUUUUUACCGUAGCAUUGUCGGUUAUCUGGAUUAUUAUGAUAUGAAUGGGACAGGCUGUUUGUUGAAGACAAUUUGUGACGUGUCGAGUUCCACUUUGGAUGAGCAUAAUGGACUGAUAGGCAGUAUUUUUAAAAUCCUCUUCAUGCCAACGACUUCCGCCUCUGAAAACGAACAUUCACUCGACAAUGUGGAUACUUACGUGGCAGAAGCGCAUGGACACAGCGGUGAUUGCUCGCAAUAUGUACAAUGGUGUCCGCGCGGACUACUUGAGCUGAUAUCCGAAUGGUUUUAGCUGAGACUGCGUAUGGGAA